UGUACGUACAAUUUGCGACACUUUCGCAAUUCAUUUUCAGUAGAAAAUGUACAUGCAACAUAGGCAACUAAAAGGAACAGACCUAAAAGAUGCAAAAUGACAUAUAUUUGCAAUGUCGAGUUAGAUGUAGAUACAAUAUAAGCAAGGUUGAAUGAAUUAUAUAUGUGAUCUCACGUUUUGACAUAUAAGAGACAUUCGUGUUAUGUAUACAUUUUUGACAGAUCAGAUGAGGAGAAGCAUUUCGUGUGAACCUUUCUCGUCGAGACGAGUAACAAUCCGUUACACAUGAUGUUAAAGCUGAAUAAAUUCAUGUGUAAGAUUACACGCGGAUUCGUGCAAUGUGCGUGUGUGACAUACUGUGUGUACGAAUAUGUAGGAGAUAUCGUUGUGUGCAAUGGUCCAUCCAUGGAACCUACGUUGUAUACUAAUGAUGUAUUAAUUAUGGAACGAAUAUCGGUUAGAUUACAAAGGCUCAAAAAAGGCGACAUUGUUAUUUCUAAAUGUCCUACCAAUCCGAAACAAAAUAUAUGCAAGCGAAUUGUAGGCUUGCCUGGCGACAAGAUAAGGAAUGGUCUGAAUAUAACGACGGUACCUUAUGGAUAUGUUUGGUUAGAAGGUGAUAACAGUAAUAAUUCUACAGAUUCAAGAGUAUAUGGACCAGUACCUCAUGCAUUGUUACGUGGACGAGCUUUAUGUAAAAUAUUUCCCUUGAGAGAGAUAACUAUGUUUACAACAAAAUGCGUAACCUAAAUUAAUUAUAUAUUAGAGAUAUAUUUUCAUCAAGUAAGAAUUAUGGAAAAAUAAUCAUGGAACAAUUCUUAGGUUAGUUUAAGUUAACUUAGAGUAAGAGAAAACAAAGUUCUUUACAUAUGUUUAUGUAUUAGAUUUAUGUAAUGUUAUAUACAGAUUUGAGGUGUGUA
This is a messenger RNA of Cataglyphis hispanica, 920 nucleotides long. Its product is annotated as mitochondrial inner membrane protease subunit 1. Lineage: Eukaryota; Metazoa; Arthropoda; Insecta; Hymenoptera; Formicidae. Gene Ontology annotation, molecular function: serine-type endopeptidase activity. Gene Ontology annotation, cellular component: membrane; mitochondrial inner membrane peptidase complex. The record is from RefSeq and is a predicted model, not a curated record. The transcript is spliced from 3 exons. The coding region runs from base 286 to 750 and encodes 154 amino acids.